AUGAACGAAGUAAGAGGACCCGGUGAAAUGGAUUUCACUAGCCCACAGAAUCUCUCGGAGACAUGGAGACGUUGGAGACGUGGCAUGGAAUAUUAUUUAACAGCAACGUGCACUGGCAAAACCGAAGCACAAAAAGUCGCUAUUUUUAUGUGUAUGAUUGGUAAAGACGGACAAGAAAUCAAAGACAUGUUCGAGCUCAAAACCGGUGAAGAUGGACAAGCAGUGAUUACCACAGCAAUCCUCUUCGAAAAGUUUGAGGCGCAUUGUAAGCCCAAAAAGAAUCUCGUCAUCGAGCGACACAGAUUUAUCACAAGAGACCAAACCCCUGGUAAGUCCAUAGAUCAAUACGUGACUGAAUUGAGAACAUUAGCGGCUUCGUGCAAGUGGGGAGAUUUGAAAGACUAUCUUAUAUGUAGCCGAAUCGUCAGUGGCAUAUUAUCAAGAGUUGUUCUAGCGCGGCUAUUGCAAAAAUCAGAUUUGAAAUUAAACAAGGCUGUUGAAUUAUCAAGACAACAGAUGAAGUUGUUUGGCAGCGAAAUGAAUCAUGUAAAUGAAGAGAAAAGCGACGAGUAUCUGUUUCUAGAGACUGUGAAAGUCGAGUCUGUUGAUCAGAUUCGUCGCAUAGAGAGCGAACCAGUUCUUAGUAUUUCUGCAUGCAAAGAACUUGGCUUAAUAAGAUUCAUUAGUGCCGUAGACCGUAGCAACGAAGAAACCGAAGUAUUUACGACAAGAAUCAAGAAAGAAUACCAAGAUGUGUUCUCGGGGAAUGGUUUUUUACAGUGGCCUUAUCACAUCGAGCUGGAUCCAACAGUACAACCAGUAAUAAUUCCUCCAAGACGAAUUCCGUUUGGUUUAGAGGCUCGAACGAAGACCGCGUUGGAUGAGAUGUGCAGUCUAGGGGUAAUUGUGCCAGUGGAUCAACCCACGGACUGGGUCAAUGCGAUGGUCCUUGUGGAAAAGAAAAACACUGACAAGCUGCAGAUUUGUAUAGAUCUGCGACCACUAAACAAGGCAAUCAAGCGAGAACAUUAUCAUCUGCCUACGAUCGAGGAGAUCAUAACAAGGCUGAGCGGAGCGAACGCCCAAGAAGUGUUCCACAAGAGAUUACACGAGUUAUUCUAUGAUCUUGACGGUGUCGAGACUGAUAUUGGCGACAUGCUAGUUUGGGGCAAACCGGUAGAACACGAGGAAAGGUUGGAAAAAGUGUUGCAACGAGCAAGACAGAGCAACCUCAAGCUGAACCCCGACAAGUGUAAGAUCAGGCAUACCGAAGUUUUGUACAUUGGUCAUGUACUCACUGGAGAUGGGAUCAAGCCAGACGCGUCGAAGUUAGAGGCGAUUACUGAUAUGCCAGCACCAGAAGACAAAUAUGGCAUACAGCGAUUACUGGAAAUGAUGGAUCCAUCGUACUUUGCACUAAGAGGCGAAGGGUGA
Dendronephthya gigantea is the source of this 1434-nucleotide messenger RNA. RefSeq lists its product as uncharacterized. The record is from RefSeq and is a predicted model, not a curated record. Bases 1 to 1434 code for a protein of 477 amino acids. NCBI's taxonomy places the organism in Eukaryota, Metazoa, Cnidaria, Anthozoa, Malacalcyonacea, Nephtheidae. The transcript has 5 exons.